AUCUGACAAUAAACUUGUCUGUCUCACGCCCCCCCUCCCCGCGACCCUCGUUUCUCAACCCUCCCCAACAGGACAAAAUUUUCUCAUAUCCAGCAACAAUUUUUUCUCUUCUACGGCAAGCUGCAACAAUUUUCUCAUCCCAAAACGACACCUGCUUCCAAUUUCCGGCGACAAUUUUAGUGGCUAAUCUGUAGCUAAGGUGCUUGAUAGUGGUGUUUGUCAAAAGGUAAAAAUUAUUGUCAUGGACAUUGAUCUUAGGUUGCCUUCUGGUGAGCAUGACAAAGACAACGAAGAACCAAAUGGAAUUGACAAUAUGUUGAGUGAAGACAAGCUACAUAAUGGAGAUGUAGUAACUGGAAAUAUUGUCAAUGUUGCAGAAGAGGUACAUGCCAUAGAAGGUGGGGCCAUGAGUUCUCCAACAGCAGAAUUCAAAGAAGAAGCUAAUCUUGAGCCACUUUCUGGUAUGGAAUUUGAAUCACAUGGGGCAGCAUAUUCUUUUUAUCAAGAAUAUGCUCGGUCUAUGGGAUUUAACACAGCAAUACAAAACAGCCGCCGUUCAAAAACAUCAAGGGAAUUCAUUGAUGCAAAGUUUGCUUGUUCUAGGUAUGGUACCAAGCGAGAGUAUGACAAGUCCUUUAAUCGACCACGUGCCAGACAAAACAAGCAAGACCCUGAAAAUGGUACUGGCCGGCGAUCAUGUUCAAAGACAGACUGCAAAGCAAGCAUGCAUGUUAAGAGAAGACCAGAUGGAAAAUGGGUUAUCCAUAGUUUUGUUAAGGAGCACAACCAUGAGCUUUUACCUGCCCAAGCUGUGAGUGAACAAACCAGAAAGAUGUAUGCUGCAAUGGCUAGACAAUUUGCUGAAUAUAAAAAUGUUAUUGGUUUGAAGAAUGACCCCAAAAAUCCAUUUGAUAAGGGUCGGAAUUUGGCGCUAGAAGCUGCAGAUGCCAAAAUUUUACUUGAUUUUUUUACACAGAUGCAGAGUUUGAAUUCCAACUUCUUUUAUGCCAUUGAACUGGGUGAGGAUCUACUUCUGAAGAAUUUGUUUUGGGUUGAUGCCAAAAGUAGGCAUGACUAUGUUAAUUUCUGUGAUGUUGUCUCUUUUGAUGCUACCUAUGUUAGGAACAAAUAUAAGAUGCCUCUUACUCUUUUUGUUGGAGUGAACCAACACUGUCAAUUCAUGUUACUUGGAUGUGCUCUGCUAUCAGAAGAAAGUGCAACAACCUAUUCUUGGUUAAUGCGGACUUGGCUGAGAGCAAUGGGUGGGCAAGCCCCCAAAGUUAUAAUAACUGACCAAGAUAAAGCCUUGAAAUCGGUCAUUUCUGAGGUCUUUCCAAAUGCUCAUCAUUAUUUCUUUUUGUGGAACAUGUUGGGGAAGGUGUCUGAAAAUCUGAGUCAAGUAAUUAAACGGCAUGAAAAUUUUAUGGCAAAAUUUGAAAAAUGCAUCUUCAGGUCAUGGACAAAUGAUGAGUUUGUAAAAAGAUGGUUGAAAAUUCUUGAUAGAUUUGAGCUUAGAGAGAAUGAUGUAAUGCAAUCAUUGUUUGAAGAUCGAGAGCUGUGGGUGCCAAUCUACAUGAGGGAUGCUAUUUUGGCUGGCAUGUCAACCGUUCUGCGGUCUGAGAGUCUAAACUCCUACUUUGAUAAGUAUGUGCAUAAGAAAACCACUGUGCAAGAGUUUGUGAAACAGUAUGAAGCAAUUCUACAAGACAGGUAUGAAGAGGAAGCAAAAGCAGAUUCUGAUACAUGGAAUAAACAACCUACAUUAAAAUCUCCAUCGCCUUUGGAAAAGAGUGUUUCAGGGGUCUACACACAUGCAGUAUUCAAGAAAUUUCAAGUUGAGGUCUUGGGUGUAACUGCUUGCCACCCUAAAAUGGAAAGCCAAGAUGAGACAAGUGUUAGUUUUAGAGUUCAAGAUUUGGAAAAGCACCAGGAUUUUACUGUUGUGUGGAAUCAGAUAAGGUCAGAAGUGGCUUGCAUAUGCCGACUAUACGAGUACAAGGGUUAUCUCUGUAGACAUUCUCUGGUUGUUCUUCAGAUGUGUCAACAGUCUGCAAUUCCAUCCCAGUACAUUUUGAAACGUUGGACAAAAGAUGUGAAGAGCAGACAUUUUUUGGGGGAAGAAUCUGAACAGGUACAAUCAAGGGUGCAAAGGUACAAUGACUUAUGCCAACGGGCACUAAAAUUGAGUGAAGAGGGAUCAUUGUCUCAAGAGAGUUACAAUAUUGCAUUUCGUGCUCUUGAAGAAGCCUUUGGAAACUGUAUCAGUGCUAAUAAUUCUAGCAAGACUCUUGCAGAAGCUGGUACCUCAGCUACUCAUGGUUUGCUCUGCAUCGAGGAAGAUAAUCAAAGCAGAAGUAUGAACAAGACAAAUAAGAAAAAGAAUCCAACUAAGAAAAGAAAGGUGAACUCUGAGCAGGAGGUUACUACUGUUGGGGCAGAAGACAGCUUGCAACAAAUGGACAAAUUAAGAUCAAGAGCAGUAACCUUAGACGGCUAUUAUGGAGCACAACCAAGUGUGCCAGGGAUGGUGCAACUGAACUUAAUGGCGCCACGGGAUAAUUUCUAUGGGAAUCAACAGACUAUACAGGGGCUGGGACAGUUGAACUCAAUAGCACCAAGUCAUGAUGGUUACUACAAUGCCCAACAAAGCAUGCAUGGGAUGGGACAGAUGGAUUUCUUCCGUACACCAACUGGUUUCAGUUAUGGCAUCCGGCAGGAUGACCCCAAUGUGAGAACAGCACAGUUGCACGAUAAUGCCUCCAGACAUGCAUGACAAGCAUCUCUGUCGCAAUGAAGGUAGUUCGCAUUUGAAAACACUUGUGUUGAUUCUUGUAGCCUAAGGUGAGCAUCAAGAACCUUUUGCUAUCUUUGUAGGCGAGGAGGAAAGGAAAUUUGUUUUUGUUUUGUAGCAGAAAAGGUUUACUGAAGCUGGAAUUUCUGUAAAGAAUGAAAUGUAUCAUGCAUUGAGGAUGGCAGGAUUAGAUUAAAAACAGAACUUCUGUAGUGUCUGUAAAAUAAGAUAGAGUAGGACAUUUUCACCUUGACAACUUAGCAUGAUAGUUCAAAGUUGGAUCAGAUUCAAGUUGUUGGGGUGAAAUCCCUCCUGUAAAGGGUGUAUUAUUGUAGCAGCGGUGAUUGUUUAACUGAUUUGUGUCCAUGAAUAUUUUUCAAACUUA
Messenger RNA from Hevea brasiliensis (rubber tree), 3176 nucleotides. Its product is annotated as protein FAR-RED ELONGATED HYPOCOTYL 3. Bases 242 to 2773 code for a protein of 843 amino acids. Gene Ontology annotation, biological process: regulation of DNA-templated transcription. Lineage: Eukaryota; Viridiplantae; Streptophyta; Magnoliopsida; Malpighiales; Euphorbiaceae. The record is from RefSeq and is a predicted model, not a curated record. Gene Ontology annotation, molecular function: zinc ion binding. The transcript is spliced from 8 exons.